Messenger RNA from Ilyonectria robusta, 1146 nucleotides. RefSeq names its product peroxisomal membrane anchor protein conserved region-domain-containing protein. The coding region runs from base 1 to 1146 and encodes 381 amino acids. Gene Ontology annotation, cellular component: peroxisomal importomer complex; peroxisomal membrane. The record is from RefSeq and is a predicted model, not a curated record. Gene Ontology annotation, molecular function: signaling receptor binding. NCBI's taxonomy places the organism in Eukaryota, Fungi, Ascomycota, Sordariomycetes, Hypocreales, Nectriaceae. Gene Ontology annotation, biological process: protein import into peroxisome matrix, docking. The transcript is spliced from 2 exons.
AUGAGCGACUCAGAAUCGAGACCAGACAAGCCCAGCGUGCCGAGCUGGCAACGCGCCAACCCCGAGGAGAACGAACCCACUGCAGCAGCGUCAUCGCCCACUGCGACGGAGACUGAGACCGAGACCCAGACCCAGGCCGAGGUCGAAACCCAGCCUGAGACGGAGGUUACGGCUUCUGUGCCAGAGGAGGACAGCCUUGAAGUUGCGCGCAAGUUCCUUGAUGACGAGGCUGUGCGCGAUGCGCCCUGGGACAAGAAGGUCGCGUUCCUGAAGACCAAGGGCAUCGACGAUGUCGGCAUCAAGACACUCCUCGGCGACGAGCCGACUCCCACUGCUUCAGAGGAUAACCCCAUACAAGAAGUCGCCAUCGCACAACCACCCUCACAGUCCAUGUCCACCCAAACCUCUACGCCGACCCUCUCCCAACCGCAAACCGACCGCGCCCCGAUCGUAACCUACCCCGAGUUCCUCGCCAAGCCCGCCCGCCCUCCGCCCCUUGUCACAACCGAACGCCUCCUCAACACUCUCUACGGCGUCGUCGGUCUAUCGACCCUCGUUUAUGGCACGGGCAAGUACGUCCUGGGCCCCAUGGUCGACGCCCAGACGGAAGCCCGCGCCGAAUUCCACGAGACCACCGUCCACAACCUCGACGCCUUGGUCUCCAAACUCGAGAAGACCGUUUCCGAAGUGCCGCCUGUUAAGAAACAGGCCACCGGUACCUCUGGCGCAGGCGAUGACGAGAGUGAGGCCGAGGAUCCCACAGAAAUGUUCCACCGCGACAUGGGCACUCAGACGUCACCACCCCUGAGUACUGUGACGAUGGCUAAGAAUAAGGAUGCCGGUGGCGAGUCAACUACAAAGAAGCAGGCCGACCGGCUUGCUGGACUAACCAAGACCUUGUCGGGUCUGAAGGAUGAGUUCCGGUCCGAAAGCGAGGGCAUGGAUGGUAUCAAGACGCUGGUUGACGUCCUACGCGAUGACCUCGACUCCUUGACGUACACGGGCCAAUCAGCCAGCACCUAUGACCUAUACGGCCGGUCACGCAAGCCUGAACCCGAAGACGAGAUCCGCAAGGUCAGAGAUAACAUUCGACGAGUGAAGGGCGUGCUUCUGAGCACCCGGAAUUUCCCUCCGACCGCAAGGUGA